Molecule: messenger RNA, 340 nt
Organism: Amoebophrya sp. A25
Lineage: Eukaryota; Dinophyceae; Syndiniales; Amoebophryaceae
Source: the annotation of a GenBank genome assembly
UAUCGCAGAGUUUUACGACUUGGUGUGUCAAGACUGUGUUUAUGGAGUGAAUUGGGAAGCGGUCACCGAGAACGCCAAUGGGGUGCAUAGCAUUUUCAUCCCGCGCAUCACACCCAGUGGCCCCAGCCUCUCGAUGGAGGACACGCUCAACGCACAAAAGCGGGUUUUUGGCAGGAGUAAUCCCAGUAGAGAAGAAGGCCACGCAGCAGGUGAACAAGGGGUUCUACUUGAGGCACAAGAAGAUGAAAAACGACCAGUUGUAGUUGAAACUGAUCAAGCAGGUCAACAUAUUGUUGAACAACAGCGAAAAACUGGUAAACGAUACAGGCGUAUAUCGAAC